Messenger RNA from Bubalus bubalis (water buffalo), 6391 nucleotides. RefSeq names its product zinc finger protein 280D (gene ZNF280D). Gene Ontology annotation, biological process: regulation of DNA-templated transcription. The transcript is spliced from 21 exons. Bases 394 to 2700 code for a protein of 768 amino acids. The record is from RefSeq and is a predicted model, not a curated record. Lineage: Eukaryota; Metazoa; Chordata; Mammalia; Artiodactyla; Bovidae. Gene Ontology annotation, molecular function: RNA polymerase II cis-regulatory region sequence-specific DNA binding; DNA-binding transcription factor activity, RNA polymerase II-specific.
GAAGAAAGGGAGUCCGGACGCGCAGAGGCUGACCCGGAGCCUACCCAUGAGGCAGCGCGCUGGCUCCACGAGAGCCCCCCCUGCCCACGGCUCGGCCGCCUGCUCCGCAAUGGGAGCCGCCGCCGUCGCCGCCGUGUAGUUUUUCGUGCUCCUCCUUUUCCUCCUCCUCUUUCUCCUCCUCCUCAGGGCCCCAGUCAGGCCGAUCCGCUCCGCUCACGGGUUUAAUAUCUGACUUUCAACUUUCGGAUUGCUGACGGCUGAUAGAAAGGUCCUUAUGGAAAAAAGUACAGCAUGGAAGUGGCUUUGUUAAAUUCCAUGAGGAAAAAUAAAUAAUCUCCCAACUUUAUUGAAUAGAAAAAGUAAAGAAAACUGAGGUAUAACUUGCUGCCUUGUAUGGAGUCACAUGAUAAUUCAAAAAUGGCAGAGCUCUUUAUGGAAUGUGAAGAAGAAGAGUUGGAACCAUGGCAGAAGAAAGUAAAAGAGGUUGAUGAUGAUGAUGAUGAUGAACCGAUCUUUGUUGGAGAGAUAUCAAGUUCAAAACCAGCAAUUUCAAAUAUUUUGAAUAGAGUAAACCCCAGCUCAUAUUCAAGGGGAAUAAAGAAUGGUGCACUCUGCCGAGGUAUUACUCCUGCAUUCAAGCCUACAAGUCAACAUUACACGAAUCCAGCAUCAAAUCCAGUGGCUGCCUCGCCGGUAAAUUUUCAUCCUGAAUCUAGAUCUUCAGAUAGUUCUGUUAUUGUUCAGCCUUUGUCUAAACCUGGUUAUGUAACGAACUCAUCACGAGUUGUUUCUAAUAAUUCUUCAGAGUUACUGUUUGACUUGACCCAAGAUUCAGGAUUACCACAUUACCAAGCAGGACCAGCACUUUCUAUAACAGGUAUGAAUGAAAGUUCAUUUUUAUCAAAACGUCCUUCUACUUCUGAAGUAAACAGUGUUAACCCAAAAAAGUCUAAACCCAGUGAAGGUGUUUCUGGAACAAAUUCCUCAGCUGUAUUUUCUUCAGUUAAAUCUCUUUCAGUGACAUCUCCCCAGGCUAUGCCAUCAAAAGGUUCAAAUACUUCAUCAAAUCAGUCUAAAAACGGAACACCUUUUCCAAGAGCCUGUCCAAAGUGCAAUAUUCAUUUCAAUCUUUUGGAUCCUUUGAAAAAUCACAUGAAGUACUGUUGUCCAGACAUGAUAAAUAACGUUUUGGGGCUGGCUAAAACAGAAAUUUCAAGUACAGCAAAUAAAAAUAAAACUAUUGAUUCGGAAAAAGGAAAACUGAUUAUGUUAGUUAAUGACUUUUAUUAUGGGAAACAUGAAGGAGAUGUCCAGGAAGAACAGAAGACUUACACAACCUUUAAAUGUUUCAGUUGCUUGAAAAUUCUUAAAAAUAAUAUUAGGUUUAUGAACCACAUGAAACAUCAUUUGGAACUUGAGAAGCAGAGCAGUGAAAGCUGGGAAAACCACACCACCUGCCAGCACUGCUACCGUCAGUUUCCCACACCAUUUCAACUGCAGUGUCACAUUGAAAGUACACACACACCCCAUGAAUUUUCUACCAUUUGCAAAAUAUGUGAAUUGUCAUUUGAAACAGAGCAUAUCCUUUUACAACAUAUGAAGGACAAUCAUAAACCUGGUGAAAUGCCAUAUAUUUGCCAGGUUUGCAAUUAUAGAUCAUCAUCAUUUUCUGAUGUAGAAACUCAUUUUAGAACAUCUCAUGAAAACACCAAGAACUUGCUAUGUCCAUUUUGUCUCAAAGUUAUUAAAAUUGCAACACCCUAUAUGCAUCAUUAUAUGAAGCAUCAGAAAAAGGGAAUACACCGUUGUACAAAAUGCAGACUGCAAUUUUUAACAUGCAAAGAGAAAAUGGAUCACAAGACUCAGCAUCAUCGGACAUUUAUAAAGCCUAAACAACUAGAAGGAUUGCCUCCUGGAACAAAAGUUACUAUUCGAGCUUCAGUUGGACCUCUUCAAUCAGGAUCUUCAACCACACCUUCCAUUAGUGCAAGCACUUCUACCCUUCAGCUCUCACCUCCGAGGACUAAAAAUAUAACUGCUAAAAGUCCCACAAAAUCCAACACAAGUAAACCUAAUAUAACUAAAUCCAUUGCAAGUAAACCUAAUGCAAGUAAGCCUAAUGGAAAUAAACCUAAAUACAAAUCAAAAAUAUCUAAUCUGCAAAAGAAACAAAGCACAUUGGCUAGUAGCAAUAAAAAAAGUAAAGUCAAUACAGCAUUGAGGAAUUUAAGGUAUCGUCGGGGAGUUCACAAGUGCAUUGAGUGUUAUUCUGAAAUAAAAGAUUUUGCAAACCACUUUCCUACCUAUGUCCACUGUAGUUUUUGCAGAUACAACACUAGCUGUAGCAAAUCCUAUGUGAAUCAUAUGAUGAGCUUUCAUAGUAAUCGUCCAAGUAAAAGGUUUUGUAUCUUUAAGAAGUAUUCAGAAGAUCUCAGGGGCAUUACUCUAGUGUGCCUUAAUUGUGAUUUCCUAACUGAUGUUUCUGGCUUAGAUAAUAUGGCUACACACUUAAGUCAACAUGAAACUCAUACUUGUCAAGUUGUAAUAGAGAAAGUUUCUGUUUGUAUCCCAACUUCUGAACAUCUUUCUGAAUUAAAAAAUGAAGCUCCCACAAAGGAACAAGAAUCUGUGUCUGAGAAAAUAAUUUCUCUCAACGGAUCACAAGAAAUUAUUGGAAGUUCAGAUCCUGAAAUACUCUAAAUUCAGUUGAACUAAAAACAUUAAAAUCAUAUAACUAAUCAUUAAAAAUAUUCUGUGUUUCAUUUGUAUAGUAAAGUUCAAAACAUUUAUAGUGUUACUAGGAAAUCAUGUUGUCUGAAAUACUAUGGAGAAUGAAAGAAGUAAAAUAGUUCUUUUUACUUUUUUAUUAUAAACCAGGUAUAGUACAUUAUGAGUGAAUGUUUUUGAUUACUAGGUAUAUUUACAUUAAGAAUGAUAUCAUUGCAAGAGAAGAAAGUUUCAAAUUAAUUGAAAUAAAACAAGUUGGAUAAUUAUACCUCAAUAAAGCUAUUAUUAAAAAUAAACUAGACAUGGUCUAGAUUAUCACAUUUUGAUAAGGUAGAAAGAGAUACUUAUAUAAAAAAAUGGUCAUGGCCAGGAUAUGAUAAUGGAGUAGAUAUGGCAGAUGUAUACAAGUUUAUAUAAGCCAGUAUUUCUCUCCCUAAAUAAUUAUGCCAAAUUUGUGCCUUUCUCAGCUCAUAAUCAUAAUUCAAUAUAAAAAAUUAUACAUCUGUAAAUUUAAAUAUGAUCAUCUUUUUUUUAGUAUUGUACAAAGGAUAUAUAUUUUAGGAGUGGGGUAAUAUAGCGAGCAGAUGAAAUAUUCUUGCAAUUCUGAAAACAAUAUUAAAAUCAUAUACAGAUCCCUGAUAAGCAUCAAGAUUAAACUCAAGCAAGAUACUUGAUACUUUACACACAAAUUAUAGACAUUUAUCAGCUAUGAGAAGAAAUAGUUUCAAAUGUCAAAAUACUUUAUUUUGAGAUCAAAAACAUCUUGGUAAAAAUACAUUACAGAUUUUUAUAAAAAUUAUAUUUUGAACAAAGUGGCAAAAGUUUAAUAAAGUUUUACAGUUAGAAAACAUGACCGUGUAUAAAUCUCCAUGCUUUAAAAAAAUCCUGUUCUUUUGCUUUCCACAAAUGAGAGAAAGUGAUGUUGAAAGUGUGUCCAGUGAAUGUAAAACUUGAGCAAGAGAUGUGAAUAUUCUCCCUGAAUUUGAAAAUAAAUGAAAAAGAAAUUGGCAGUGUAUGAUUCACUAAAUGAGAGUAUUGAUAAUUAUGGGAAAAGUGCUUAUCAAGUAAACAGGUUAUAAAUGCCCUAACUUCAUAUUUGAAAUAGAUAUAUGAAAAAUUAAAUAAAAUGUCUUCAGAUUUUGAACUUUUAAACUGGAGCAAAGUUAUUUUCUAUAAAUUACAUCUGAUUUACAAAAAGUAGCUGCUGACUCAGUCCUUAAAUAUUUUGACAAUAUAAGUUCUAUAGAAAUUUCAUAUGAAGUAGUUUAAAGCAACAUAGAAUAUAAGCACUAUAUUUGUGUUUUCUAAAACUGAUUAACAAAGUGAUACCCAGAUUUUAAAACAAUGCCACAGUCACAGUAAAAUGAAGUUUCAGUAGGCUAAUUUUAAAUUAUUUAAAAUUGUCAUUUGAUCAAGAGAAAUUGCCAAAUAUGAUAGUUUACUUAUUUGAAAACAAGAUAAGAAAAAAUUAGAUUUUGAAAAUAUUAUUGAUGUGCUUGCUUCCACUAAAACCAGUAAAGUAAAAUAGUAACAAAUUCUGGUUUUUGUUGGAAUAAAAUGUUUAAACUUAAACUACUAUUUGAGUUUAAUAUACUUACUUUUCAAGUUUUCAACACUUUUCAACUACGUAAGUGUUCUGUGGGGAAAAACUUAUAAACUAUACAGAGAGGAGGAUUCUGAGAAGAUGGCACAGUAGGAAGCACAAGGGAUCUGGCUUCCCACCUAGACAGCAAUUGCACAGGCUGAAUCUAUCUGAUAUAACUAUUUUGAAACUCUUGAGUCUGUUAAAGGCUUGUAACUUCCAGAAGACUUGCAGAGUGAAUUUCAGUUAACUUACAUCAAUUUAAGCACUUAACACUGUAGCAACCAUAUGGCAGGCAACUGUGCCCAUCUUCCUAGAGCAGCUUGCAUGCAACUUAUGGGAGCUAGAGUGGGCAAAAAAGACCUUGUCCUCCAGAUACUGGGAAUCUGUGCUGUUAUCAUUGAUUGCUGCUGCUUAACACAGAGUUUUGAAGACAAGGAAGUGGGCUCAGUAUUGCUGCACCUCCUCCCUUUCUUGCAAGCACCUUCCCCUCCAGCUGAAGUGACUUCCAAGGGAUUUAAGUGCACAGCCCUUUUUCGUCCUUCAUUUUUCUCUUUUCCCCCUUUCAGGAGCCAGAUAUUAACAACUUAUUGAACAGUGACAUAGUAAUACAUCUUUUAUUACCCAAACCUUAUUGACCAAAGUCUUUCAACAUUCACUUACAGAACAAAUUGCCAGCCACUGGCAUUAGUUUCUGCAAAAAUCCCCUGGUCAAUAAUGUGUUUGGGGAUUGUCCUAACACAUUAUUGUCCUAGUCAAUAAUGUGACUAGGACAUUCAAAAUCAACUGUAUAUGUGGGUAAAAUUAGAAAGUGCUUGUAUAUGCCAAGGGAAAGGCUCAGAAAAGACAUGAGAAGACCUCAAGUUUACACCUCAGGCUGAUUUGGGAACAGAGAUAGCCUACAAAAAUAAAAAAUUUUUUAAUUAAAACCAGAAAACGCUGGGCUAGGGGGAGAAUCUGAUUCUCAGAGUUACUACAUUAUUAGACUCAGAGUUCAACACUCUAGUGUUCAAGAAACAAUCACAAGGCGUACAAAGAAACAGGCAAAAAUGGCCCAUUCAAGAGACAAAAUUCAACAGAAACUUCUGAAAAAGACACGUGCCAGAUAUACUAGACAAAGACUUUAAAGCAACUGUCAUAAAGAUGCCCAGAGAACAAAAGAAAGGUGUGGUGAAAGUCAAGAAAAUAGUAUAUGAACAAAAUGGAUAUAUAAGUAAAGGGAUAGAAAACCUAAAAAGAAAUUCUGGAGAUGAAAAGUGCAAUAACUGAAGUUGAAAAAUUCACUAGAGGAUUCAAAGGCAGAUUUGAAAAGAGAAGAAUCAACAGACUUGAAGUUAAGACAGUAGAAGUUACUGAGUUUGAGGAACGAAAGGAAACAGCUUGGAAAAAGUGAACAGAGCCUACGGGACGUAUAGGCCACCAUGGAGCAGACCAACGUGCACAUGAUGAGAGUCUCAGAAGGAAAAGAGAGAGAAAGGGGCAGAGAGACUAUUUGAAGAAAAAGAGAUUGCAGACUUCCCAAAUUUGAUGAAAUACAUGAAUAUAACCAUUCAGGAAACACAAAGAAUUCCAAGUAAGGUGAAUUCAAAGAGACCCACACUGAGACAUAUUAUAAUUAAACUUCCAAAAGGUAAAGCAAGAAUCUUGAAAGCAGGAAAGAGAAAUGAAUCGUCACAUACAAGGCAUUCUUAAUAUUAUCUACAGACUUCUGAUCAGGAAUGUUGGAAAUCAACAGGCAGUGGGUUGAUAUAUUCAAACCACUACAAAGAAAAAAACGUAUCAAGAAUUCUAUAUCCCACAAUACUAUCCCUCAGAAGUUAGAAAUUAAGACAUUGUCACAUAAACAAAUCUAAGAGUUCUUGACCACUAGAUCUGCCCUACCAGAAGUGCUCAGGGAAUUCUCCAUGGUGAGACAAAAGGGCAGUACAUGAAACUCAGCUCUGUAGCAAAAUAAGUAUCUCAAUAAAGGUAAGUGCACGGGCGGUUUUAAAACUACUACUUUGUAACAGUGAUUUGUAGUUGUACCUAAUACUUUUUGUUUUCUUAUGUGGGUUAAGAGAUGAAUAAACUUAAUAAAAACAA